AUGGCGCCCGUCGCGGUCUACGACGAUCGCAUGCCGCACUCCUCGCACGCCGCAUCCUCCUCCUCCAACCCAUAUCAGCCGCUCGACCACGUCCCCGUCCACACCGCCGCCGACUUCCCCAGGCCGAAAUCCGUGCCCAAGCUCGCCUACCGCUCCUCCACCUACUGGAACUCGGACUGCCCCAUCGUCAUCGACAAUGGCUCCAGCGAGCUGCGUGCCGGCUUCGGCCUCGCCGAUGCUGCCGAUCCAGCCUCGGUCGCUCACCAGCCCUUUGUGGCCUACGACAACCUCGUCUCCAAGGUGCGCGACCGCAAGAAGAACCUCACCAUGCUCCUCGUCGGAAGCGACGUCUAUGCCGAUGGCCUGUCGCGCAGCUCCAUCCGCAGCCCCUUUGACGCCGACGUCGUCACCGGCUGGGACGCCAUGGAAAUCGUCCUCGACUACACCUUCUCCAACCUCGGCAUCGACACCGACCGCGUGCAGCACCCCAUCUGCAUGACAGAGACCCUCUGCAAUCCAGCCUACAGCAGAGGCCUCAUGAACGAGCUCAUGUUCGAAGCCUACCAGGUGCCCUCGGUCAACUACGGCGUCGACUGCCUCUUUUCCGCAUACCAGAACGACGUCGCCGACGAUGCGCUCAUCGUCUCCUCGGGCCGAGCCAGCACCGUCGUCAUCCCCACCGUCGCAGGCAAGGGCAUCCUCACCAACGCCAAGCGUCUCGCGUGGGGCGGCGCACAGGCGUCCGACCUCCUGCUGCGCCUCGUGCAGCUCAAGUACCCCGGCUUCCCCGCACGCGUCACGCCCUGGCAGGCGCAGAACAUGCUCGAGGAACUCUGCUACGUCUCGCAAGACUACGCCGCCGACAUCAAGGGCAUGGCCAUGAUGCCCGCCUCGCACAAGUCCUACGUGCCUUCCUCCUGGACGCCCAUGGAGCGCGCCGACGUCAUCGUCCAAUUCCCCUUCCAGGACGCGCUGCCGGAGCAAAAGUCCGACGAGGAACUGCGCGCGCAGGCGGAGCGUCGCAAGGCCGCCGGCGACCGGCUGCGCGAGCAGACGCGCAAGAUGCGCCUCGAGAAGAUGAUGCAGAAGGAGAACGACCUCAAGUACUACCAGCAGCUGCGCGAACACAAGGGCAAGGAGCGCAAGGCCGAGUACCUCAAGCGGCUCGAAAACGACGGCUUCGACUCGGAGCCCGCGCUGGACAAGAUGAUCGCCAAGAUCGAGGGCGCGCUCAAGCGCUUCCGCGCCAAGGAGCUCGGCGAGGAGUAUGUCGAGGACGACAAGCAGGACGAGCCGACAUUCCCGCUGGUCGACGUCCCCGAUGCCGAUCUCGACGAGGAGGGCGUCAAGGAGAAGCGCAAGCAGCGGCUCAUGAAGGCGGGCUACGAUGCCAGGCUGCGCGCCAAGGCCGAAAAGGCCGAAGAGAAGCGGCUGGAAGAAGAGGCGCUGCGGCGCGACGAGGAUGAGCGACUCAACAAUCCGCGCGGCUGGUCGGCCAAGAUGCGCAAGCAGUACGACGAUGCGAUCAACCGCAUCAAGGAGCGCAAGCGCAUGAAGGAGAUGCUUUCGGACCGCAAGUCGCUCGCGGCGCAGCAGCGCAUGAAGAACAUCACUGCGCUCGCGUCGGAUGCUCCAGGCAGUGGCAGUGCCACACCCACCGGCUCGCGCAAGCGCAAGAAGGGUGGCGACGAAGACACGUUCGGAGCCAACGACGACGACUGGGCGAUCUAUCGCGAGAUCCAGAAUGCCGACGAUUCGGAGGAAGAGGAAGAUGCAUUUACGCAGCUGUCGACGAUCGAGUCGCGGCUGCUGACGCUCGAUCCGACGUUUGGGCCCGACGACACCUACGCCGCACGCCUCGCGCGCAAGAACCGGCUCACGCUCACCUUCUUCAACGGGCCGGGGGGAGGCGAGGAGGCGUCCAUCGCACCCACUGAUACGCUCAAGGACGAAGGCGAGUCCAAGACCGAUACGGAUCCGGAAUCGAUCAAGCGGCAGCAUCAGCUGCAUCUCAACGUCGAGCGCAUUCGUGUUCCCGAGGUGCUCUGGCAGCCAUCGAUCGCUGGACUCGACCAGGCGGGGCUGGACGAGAUCUGUGCACAUGUGGUGCACUCGUUCGAUGCCGAUGUGCGCUCGCGCAUGCUGCGCAACAUCUUCUGCACGGGCCGGCACACCGGCUACCGCGGCUUUGAGCAGCGACUCUACACGAGCAUUCGGGCGAUUCAGCCGUCGAGUGUCGAGGUGAAUGUGCGUGCUGCACGCGAUCGCCGCUUCGACGCCUGGGCAGGUGCGGCCAAAUGGACCACAGCGCAAGCAGAGACCUUCCGCAACACGGCGAUUUCCAAGCAGGACUACGAGGAAAAGGGCAAGGAGUGGUUCAAGGAGCAUGCCUUUUCAGCCAACUGGAGGUGA
Molecule: messenger RNA, 2412 nt
Organism: Moesziomyces antarcticus
Lineage: Eukaryota; Fungi; Basidiomycota; Ustilaginomycetes; Ustilaginales; Ustilaginaceae
Product: chromatin remodeling complex subunit protein
Exons: 1
Coding region: 1-2412 (803 amino acids)
Biological process (GO): regulation of DNA-templated transcription
Cellular component (GO): cytoplasm; Ino80 complex
Source: RefSeq, a predicted model, not a curated record